CCGCCCUCCUUUCCUCUCCCUCUCUUGCUCUCCCUCCCUCUCUGCUGCCUCACUCAUUCCCUGAGCAGCACACUGAACUGGAUAACGUCUCCUUCAACCCGCAGCACAGACUCAUUUCUCUACACACCAGCUCUGAGUGGAUGCUCAGCAGGGGUGUUUGAGAUAUUAGCGAGCUGUGGGGGAGCAGCUCAGGGACUUCUUCCAUCCACACACAAAGAGAACGGCAGUUGGGAGGAAUAUGGGCAAAUCCGAAAGCCAAAUGGAUAUCAUGGAGAAAUCAAGUAAACCUGGAAAGCGUCGCUGGACUGUUGCAGAAAUUGGUCUGUCUGUGCUGCUGCUGUUGGUCAGCUGUGCCUUGGCUGGACUGGCAGUCCUCUACACAUCAGCUGUGAAAGAACAAUCAAACAGGCCGAGUGCGUCCAAGAGCUCAACAGGUGGAGACCAGCUGUCUCACUCCAUCCUCAACAAUGUGUGCACAACUGAGGACUGUGUUACUGCAGCCGCUCGGCUCUUGCAGAAUAUGGAUAAGUCUGUGAAGCCUUGCGAUAAUUUCUACCAGUACGCCUGUGGGGGUUGGCUGGAGCGACAUGUCAUCCCGGAGACCAGCUCCCGUCACAGCGUCUUUGACAUUCUGAGGGACAAGCUGGAGAUUGUCCUCAAAGGUGUUCUUGAGACUGGGAAUGCACAGGACAGAGACGCAAUCAAGAAGGCCAAAACCCUUUACACCUCCUGCAUGAAUGAAAGCCUCAUAGAGCAGCGUGACUCGCAGCCCCUCCUUCAGCUCAUUGACAGCAUCGGAGACUGGCCCGUGGCGUCAGAGGACUGGAACACCACAACAGAGGGAACGUGGAGCCUUGAAGACACAUUGGCUAAACUUACAGCCCGUUUCCACAAGAAGGUUAUACUGGACAUGUAUGUGUGGACGGACGACCGGGACUCUCGGCGGCAUAUCAUCUAUAUUGACCAGCCGGGACUUGGAAUGCCAUCCAGAGACUAUUACUUCAAUGACGGGAACUACAAAAAGGUUCGAGAGGCCUACCUACACUUUAUGGUUUCAAUUGCUAUGAUAACCCGCGAGGACAGGAACCUGACUCAAGAUGACGACAGAGUGUUGGAGGAAAUGACAGAAGUUCUGGAGCUGGAGACAGACAUCGCCAACGCCACCUCUCCAGCUGAGGAGCGCCAAGAUGUCACUGUUCUUUACAACAAGAUGACACUUGGUGAACUACAGAGCAUCUACAGCUUUAACGGUUUUAACUGGACACGGUUUAUUCAAGGUGUGCUGUCGAGCGUGUCUGUCGAUGUCCAGCUGGAGGAGGAGGUGGUGGUGUACAGCUCUCCCUACCUUGAGAAGAUGAAUGAUGUGCUCUCCAGACACAGUGUCAGAACCAUUCAGAACUACCUCACCUGGCAGCUCAUCAUUGACAGAGUUAACAGCCUGAGUCGUCGCUUUAAAGACGCCCGAGCCCGUUACAGAAAGACUCUCUAUGGGACCACGGUGGAGGAUGCUUGGUGGCGAGAAUGUGUCCGAUAUGUCCAGAGCAGCAUGGAGAACGCAGUUGGAGCCAUGUACGUGCGAGAGACCUUUGCAGGAGAAAGUAAACGGAUGGUCAGUGACCUUAUCGGGAAGAUCCAGAAAGCAUAUGUAGAAACCCUGGAGGAGUUAAGCUGGAUGGACACUCCCUCGAAGGAGAAGGCGAGAGAAAAGGCCAUGGCUAUCAAGGAGCACAUUGGUUAUCCGGAUCAUAUUCUACAAGACAGCAACCAGAAGCUCGAUCAGGAAUAUGCUCAUCUCAAUUUUAGUGAAGAACACUACUUUGAAAACAUCCUUGAGAACCUCAGAUCUGAAGCACACAAGAGUUUGAAGAAGCUCAGAGAGCCUGUUGACCCUGACUUGUGGAUCAUUGGUGCUGCCGUGGUGAACGCAUUCUACUCACCCAACAGAAACCAGAUAGUGUUUCCUGCAGGAAUCCUGCAGCCGCCGUUCUUCAGUAAACACCAGCACCAGGCCCUUAACUUUGGCGGAAUAGGAAUGGUCAUCGGACACGAGAUCACACACGGAUUUGAUGACAACGGGCGCAAUUUUGACAAGGAUGGUAAUAUGCUAAACUGGUGGAGUAAUUACUCAGCGGAGCACUUUAAAGAGCAGUCGCAGUGCAUGGUGCAGCAAUACGGCAACUUCAACUGGAAGCUAGCAGGUGGACAAAAUGUCAGUGGAAUCAGCACCCUGGGGGAGAAUAUUGCAGACAAUGGAGGCGUUCGGCAAGCAUAUAAGGCUUAUCUAAAGUGGGUGGACACGGAGGGCGAGGAACCUCGUCUACCUGGUCUGGACAUGGAUCACAAGCAACUUUUCUUUCUCAACUUUGCUCAAGUGUGGUGUGGUGCUUAUCGGCCUGAGUAUGCUAGCCAGUCCAUUAAGACAGAUUCACACAGUCCUUUAGAAUACAGGGUGCUCGGAUCACUCCAGAACUUUGAAUCUUUCUCAGAAGCUUUCCAGUGCCAAAAAGGUAGUCCGAUGAACCCUGAUCUGAAGUGUCGUGUCUGGUAGAUCACCUGAGGCAUUUAUGUCUUGACAUGGGCAACUCAAAUCUAAAGAAGUUGUACAUUUCACUUGCUUAUGACUUAUUCCAGUUUAUUUGGGGCCGAGUGAUAACACAGACAUUUGCAGUACUGUAGAUGUAUUGUAGAUGUUUUUUCUAAUGUAUGAUUACCCGGACAACACGUUAGUUUCAAACGCGAACUCACUAUUAAAAGAAAUUUGCUUGAGCAUCCGCCCAAGCCUUGAAUUGUUGUCUGUGGAUGAGGAGGUCACUUGUUCUUUGUUUGCUGUGUCCCACAACAAGCAACGAGUGGGAACAUGAAUGAAAAGGUUAGAGUGAAAAAAGAAGACCUCGCGAAAAGGUCAAAGCUUAUGUGGCUGGCUUUAAAUGCUUAACCAGCCUCUGUUGAACUAAUUCUUUGAAAAAUCUCUUCCGUAGAUUUUCGUGAUUUAUCCAUUAACAUUUGGCACUGAGUUGCCUUGGUGUCUUUUCGUGUACUGUUUUUAAGACAUUGUGCCCCUUCACACGGAAUAGCAGUGAACAAAUCUUACUGACAGAAGAGAAUGAAAUAAAUGAAAGCUCGGGGGCGCGAAGGAAAGCUGCGACAGAAUUAGUCACACUCGGAGAGUUUGGUUAUUCACUGUUACAUGGACACAAAUUACCUAAAGACUUUAAGACUGUUAAAUCUUUACAGCUUUAACUAUAAAUGAACAUUCAGAGACAGCUGCAGCUUUCGGCAUUUUUACACUAACAAAGUGGAAACAUAUUCAAGUUGAGUAGUAGUAGUAGUACUUUUCGGAGAACCUAAAUCUCUUUGUCAUGUUCUGCAAAUGAUUGUUACUCAACGUACACAGCAGAAGUGUAUAUGUACGACAGUUUGCUGUAAGACACUAUAUUCAACACGUUUUGAAAAAUAUUGGUGGCCUGCUAUUUUCUUGGCUUGUGAGAAACCCCAGCAGUCGUUGGAGGUAGAGUGAUGUAAUACUGAUAUUAACUGCGUUGUUGGUCGCUCCCGAUUUUGACUGUUAUCCCUUUAGACCGCAGUUGUUUUGUGUGUUCGCCGCCUGCUCCCUCUCUUCUUCUGCUUCCACACCUUUUUCACGUUCCUAGUGGGCUAAACGAUCAAAACUCCUAACGUGUGCCAUUUACCAUGUGACACAAACCUGCAGUUAUUUAGAGUAAUAACUAGCUGGUAUCUGUAAAUUAUAUUUAAUCAAAAACGACUGUUUCGUAGAACAACUGUUUUUUUCCUUCCGCACAUGACCUCCCGAGAGGAGGCUGGUGCGCACAGUGAUUACAAGACUUUUAGCCUGCGAGCAUAACCAAUUACACGUUGAAGUGAACGGAGAAGAAACCCCCCUCUCACACAUGGACAGGCAGCAGAUGAAGUGCUUUGCCGUCUGAUCUUGCAUUGAUCAGUGUUGUCUAAGAUGAAAGGAUGGAGAGUGGUGUGCUGAAGCGUGGUGACCGCUUUUGCUGAUCCACGAGUCCGCGGGGCAGACACACAGAGAAUGAGGGUUGUCAUUAACGAGAAAGCCGGGGCCAGGACUGUUAUUUUCUACCUUAUUAACAAGUAUUGAUGGAAGAAUCAAAGCAGAGCAGACCUCAUAAGAGAGGAUGGACACGCUGGCUGCAGUCAGCUGAAGAGAGCUCUCAAACGCAGCGGAAGAUCACAAGCAACACAAAGACGGUUUUGAAUGUUAGCUGUCACUGGUCACAUUUAGGAUGCCUUGGUGAACUGAACGUGACUGUUAGGUCUCGGCAGAGGCUGCGGAGCUGCAUGUUCAUAUUGAAGCUUUAUACUCUCAGUCUGUCUCUCGGUCUUCACAUAUUGGCAAAUACUGUUCUGUUAAGCAGUGGGAGAUGUCACAUCCUCUGAAUGUAAGGGUCUGAUUAUGUCCUGCAAUCUUAAGGCAAAUGUUUGACAGGUUGGGAUAUAUAUUUCCUUUUCGCUUUCUGGCAGAGAGUUAGAUAAUUAGGGUUAGAAAAUUGACCACUUCCAUUUUGGACCAUUAAAUAAGAAGGAAGAAACUACUACCCAGCCUCUGACCACCGUAAUGAAAUCCACAUUCAAGCACGUCUGCAGUUCGCUAAUCACAACCCUUCCUACUAGGAAUUAGAUGUGUAUACUAAUAAACUAUUAAAUAAAUUAUGUUGUGAAGACAAAACAUAUCACUGAAUGGGUUAUUUUCAGGCUGAAGUGGUCGUGAUGGAUAGCAGGCAGACUAAGUGCAAGGCUGUGAUACUGUAAUUAUGUUUACGUAAAAGAAGAUUGGCUAAUGUUAGGGAAAGGCUGGGGCUUUGGUUAAAUGUUAAAAAACACGUUCCAUCUUAAGUCAUAGUGGAUUCUUUUAUUAUUAGUAUUAAACGAGACCUCAACAUGCAUAGCUUUGGGAGACCACAAACCAAAUUUUUAUGCUGUAAUCAAUCCACAUUGAUUUAAGUGCAAAGGAAGACAGAAUCAUGACCGUCACAGAUGAUUUGAGCGUGCAAUAGGAAUUGUGAAAUGACGUCUGAGCAAGGAACAUGGAUUCUCACGCUUGUGAUGAUUAAAGCUGCUUGCACACAUUUAUGACAGACUGAAUCCCAAGCAUAAACCCAGUUGUGUGACUGGUCCAUGUUUGACCCCAAAAUGACCACCAAUUACUUUUACAAUACAUUAUACCACUGUACGAUUCGAUACGAUACGAUACGAUACGAUGAAUUUAUUGUUCCUGCUCGGAGGAAAAUAAAUGCUUUAAAAAUAAUGGUUGAUUUUUAUCUAUCAAAGGGACAGAGAGACAGAUUUCAGUCUCUUUACUAAUCUGCCUGAUCUUUGAAGAUGUUAAAACCACAAAAACCUGUGGUCUGAAGAUACCUUUUACUUUCUUGAAAAGUUUCCUAGGACUAAAGGUUGUGGUUACUUCGAAUAGAAACACGGUGUGAGACUUUAGAGGUGCUAUUAAGCCGAUUUGGUUGCUUGCAGAAAAUUCCUGUUAGCUGUGUCCAGGCUUAGUUAAGCUAGCAAACUACUGGCCAUAACAUAUUUUACAGUAUAUAGCGUUGUUCAGCCGUGUAUAAAUUCUCUGCCAGAAAGCAAAGAAGCAUAUUUCACCGAAUGUCAAGCUACUCCUUUGAACAGCAGGUGAUGUUUGGUUCAAAGAAAGUCAAAGAUGCACCACUGGGCAGUCAUAAGAAGAGCAACAGGUUAGACUUGUGUAUAUUUUGUCCGGUUUGCCUGAAAAAACGAACAAACAAACAAAAAAACUGUGCAACAGUUCAAAGUUGUUAACUGACUACCAAGGUUACCUAAAAUAAAAUGUAUUAUUUUAGAGAAUUGAUGUUCUAUACGGCAGAAAAUCUGAUAGAAAUCAGGUGAGAAUACAUAUACAAUGUGUAUACAAUACACAGAGUACAUUUCUUACCUUAAAUUCAGCUUCACACUUACCUAGUGAAUUUGUGUUGUUUUGAAAUUACGAGCCAAGUACUAAGACAUAUUCUUUUUUGCUAUAUCUGAACAUGUUUCAUCUGUACACCUUUCAGAAGAGUUUAUUUAUCUAAAUGAAUAUUUAUGACAUUGUUGCUUUGCCAGAAUUCAGAUGUUUAAGAUGUUUUAUGAAUGUUCCUGCUGCUAUGUAAUUAUCUAGACUGCUAUUUUUGUGACUCAGAACUCUAAUUAUCGCCAUUAAAGUGACUGUCUCUUGAAA
This is a messenger RNA of Mugil cephalus (flathead mullet), 6226 nucleotides long. RefSeq names its product membrane metallo-endopeptidase-like 1 (gene mmel1). The coding region runs from base 239 to 2548 and encodes 769 amino acids. NCBI's taxonomy places the organism in Eukaryota, Metazoa, Chordata, Actinopteri, Mugiliformes, Mugilidae. The transcript is spliced from 24 exons. The record is from RefSeq and is a predicted model, not a curated record. Gene Ontology annotation, cellular component: plasma membrane. Gene Ontology annotation, molecular function: metalloendopeptidase activity. Gene Ontology annotation, biological process: protein processing.